UUUUUACCUGGGUUUUUUCACUAGGAGAAUUUAUUUAGCAAGUUUGAUUAUGUCAGGUCAUGGUGGAAGGGGAACCUAAUAGAAUAACUAAUCUGUUUGAUCCACUUCUUGAACAUAUUAUCUCCUUUCUUCCAAUAAAUGAUGCUGUUCGAACUAGUGUUUUGUCAAAGAGGUGGAAAGAUUUAUGGAUUUCACAUCCCUACAUUUCUUUUGACGACAACGUGUUAACCGAUGAUCAUACAACUGGACAUGAAGAAGAAUCAAAUACCAAUCGGUCAAUUAGAACUAUAAAGUUUAUUAGAUUCGUGGAUAAAGUUCUGCUUGACUGGGGUCAUGACAAGCCGAUUAUUAAAAAGCUUCAACUUUCAUACCGAGAUAGAAUCGGGGCUUCUGAGUUUGCUAGAUGGUUUAGGGCUGUUUUGAGGGAUGGUCUUGAAGAGCUCGAUCUCCACUUUGGAAGAUUUUGCGAGAGACCAUUCAGCUGCUUAAUUCCAUGCAAUUCCUUAGUGACAUUGAAACUAAAUUUUGGAGCAUUAUAA
Molecule: messenger RNA, 539 nt
Organism: Durio zibethinus
Lineage: Eukaryota; Viridiplantae; Streptophyta; Magnoliopsida; Malvales; Malvaceae
Product: putative F-box/LRR-repeat protein At5g41630
Molecular function (GO): protein binding
Source: RefSeq, a predicted model, not a curated record